This is a messenger RNA of Trypanosoma conorhini, 899 nucleotides long. RefSeq names its product BRCT domain-containing protein. The transcript has a single exon. Lineage: Eukaryota; Euglenozoa; Kinetoplastea; Trypanosomatida; Trypanosomatidae. The record is from RefSeq and is a predicted model, not a curated record. The annotation marks the transcript as partial.
CAUUGAAACGGGACGAGGUAACACGCUUGGAGUCUAAGGUGGUGGAAGUUUCAGCUGAGCUAAAAGCUUCGAAGUCAACUUGUGAAGAGGUUAUCAACGAUAACGCUUGGCUUAAAGAACAGGUGGAGAGCAUGCGACGAGAGCUAGGUGAACUCGACGAAUUAUUAAAUUCCAAUCUCAACGAAAUGAGAGAGGAAUCUGAAAGGCAGCAACUGGAACACGAAAGACUACUUCAAGAAAUCCACCGAUACGAUGAACUUCUUCGACAGUCUCAGGAUAAGGUGAAAUCGCUGGAAGAGCAGGGUGUGAUGCUUGCUACUAAUAACGAAGCAAUUUCCAAAACUCUAUUACUGACGGAGGGUGAAUUGCUGAGCUCCAAAAAGGAGCUUGCAGCAGCACACCAGCGUGAGAAGCUUCUUGCGGAGCAGAAGCGAGAAAUUGAAUUCAGUCUCCAGCAGCUCCAAAGGAAGCAUGUAACUGUGGACAGUCAAACAACCGCUUUGCAAGAAAAACUCCAAACGCAGGAGGCGAAAUUACACCUAAUAAUUACAUCGUCUCGGCAAGAAAUGGAGAAUGUAAAGAUAAAAUUAAACAGCUUUAUAGAGAAAUAUGAAGAAGCAGAAGCAAGAGUGAGUGAACUUUCAAAGCGUAUACAGGAGUCUGAAAAAGUUCAGAACAAUUUACGAGAGGCGUACCAAAAGGCGAAAUCUGCUUUAGAAGAGGCUAAGCAGCGCUGCUGCAAGGAUACGGAUACGAUAAAAAAAUUGCUAGAGGAACGUCAGAGUCUAGAAAUAGAAAGGGAGGUUAUUGUGGAAAAGUACAAUCGCGUUCAUGAUAUGUUGAACUCUUUAAAGAAGGACAGCGUGGGGAAAUUUGCGGAUGAGGCACAAAAGUUGUCU